UCUCUUUUCCUUGUAUUCUUCUAUACUUUUAACUGACCAAAACGAGAGAGUAAAGAAAUAGAAUACAAAACUCAAAACAACAGAAAACAUAGCAUCUGCAGAAAUGGCAUCAAUGACCAUGACAGCUUCCUUCCUCGGAGGUGCCAACAUUGUCAACCAGUCUCCAGUGCCCGCUCGGCGGAGACUCGUUGUUGCAAGUGCUGCAAGAGGAGGUGCUGAAGGAGAAAAGGUUAACUUGAAUGUUGAGGCUAAAAAGGAGAGCAACAAUGGGAGGAGGGACUUGAUGUUUGCAGCUGCAGCUGCCGCUGUUUGCUCCGCUGCUGGCCUUGCUGUGGCUGAGCCACCCAAAGCAGGAACCCGAGAAGCCAAGAAAUUUUAUGCCCCAGUUUGUGUCACCAUGCCUACUGCUAAAGUCUGUCACAAGUGAAUUUGAAUUGCUUUGCUGUGGAGUUUAUGGACCUGUUUGGAGUCUCAAUUUGUUGUAAUCUACAAGUUAAUGUGAUUUUCUAGUGCCAAUAACUUUGUUUCAUCUCUUGCUUAUCA
Pistacia vera is the source of this 543-nucleotide messenger RNA. Its product is annotated as photosystem II 5 kDa protein, chloroplastic-like. Bases 104 to 427 code for a protein of 107 amino acids. NCBI's taxonomy places the organism in Eukaryota, Viridiplantae, Streptophyta, Magnoliopsida, Sapindales, Anacardiaceae. The record is from RefSeq and is a predicted model, not a curated record. The transcript has a single exon.